CCUGCCUCUAUCCAGACGCAGCGCGCAGCCCAUCAACCUGAUCUGAAGAUCGAAAAUAGGAGGGCUUACAGUAAUCAGCCCUCAGACUCUCAUGACAAGGAACAGUGUGGCAACGUUGUGGGAGCGCUCGACACACACAGCAGGACGCUUACUGACGCUGCGCUCUCAGAACAUAACCAACCAGAUAGCGCGCAGAGAGACAGGGGGGAAACGGGGAUGGUAGAAGCAUCCCUUGACGGAUGCGGGGUUUUUUAGCCAAAUUCACAAGCUCUGGAGCCUGACAACAACGAGGACAGAGUGAAGCCGGUCGGGAAAUAAAGUGCUUUUUUUCUUUGGAGGGAUUUUGAACAGAGUGCCGUUUUUUUUUCGUCUUCUCCGGAUGAUCAGAAAUGGGGGAAUGGACUAUACUAGAGAGGCUCCUGGAGGCUGCUGUCCAGCAGCACUCUACUAUGAUAGGAAGGAUCCUACUAACAGUGGUGGUCAUCUUCCGGAUUCUAAUCGUAGCAAUAGUUGGAGAGACUGUCUAUGAUGACGAACAGACCAUGUUUGUUUGUAACACCUUACAACCGGGCUGCAACCAGGCAUGCUACGACAAGGCAUUUCCCAUUUCACACAUUAGAUAUUGGGUUUUUCAAAUAAUCAUGGUGUGCACUCCGAGUCUUUGUUUUAUCACAUACUCGGUGCAUCAAUCGGCCAAGCAGAAGGAGCGGCGGUACUCAACAGUCUAUCUGACACUAGAUAAGGAUCAAGAUUCUCUGAAGCGAGACGAGAGCAAAAAGAUAAAGAACACCAUUGUCAAUGGAGUACUUCAGAACACAGAGAACUCCACCAAAGAAGCCGAACCGGACUGCUUAGAAGUGAAAGAGAUCCCUAAUUCGGCCAUGAGAACUACAAAGUCCAAAAUGAGGCGGCAAGAAGGCAUCUCCAGGUUUUACAUCAUCCAAGUUGUUUUCAGAAACGCGCUGGAAAUAGGCUUUUUGGUGGGUCAGUAUUUCUUGUAUGGAUUCAACGUCCCGUCGGUGUACGAAUGUGACCGCUACCCCUGCAUAAAAGACGUCGAGUGCUAUGUCUCCAGACCCACGGAGAAGACAGUGUUCCUGGUCUUCAUGUUCGCGGUCAGUGGGUUUUGUGUGGUGCUGAACCUGGCUGAACUCAAUCAUUUGGGCUGGAGGAAAAUCAAAACGGCCGUGCGAGGUGUGCAAGCUCGGAGGAAGUCCAUUUAUGAAAUCAGAAAUAAGGACUUGCCAAGAAUGAGUGUGCCUAAUUUUGGUCGCACUCAGUCCAGUGACUCUGCAUAUGUGUAACACACGAAAGGAGUAAAACAUGUAAAAAACCAUGAUGGACAUGAUGGACAGAUCCGCACGCCUAAUUCGUGUCAUGACUUAAAGAGUGGGCAGAUUUUGUUUCUUUUUUCUCUUUGAUUUGUUGGUCUUUUAUGGACGUCAUGGCAAACGUGGAUUACACGUUUGAUUACUUAUUUAUUAUUGCACUGAUGCAACUUUUUAGUAACGUUUAUACUCUGUAAAAUGCUAAGUGAAGAUCAUGUCAACGUGUUCACAGAUUUACUCUUUGUGGGCUGUUCUGAUGUACUUGAAGAGAGUAAAUGAAAAAAAAAAAAAAAAAGAGAAAAAAA
Messenger RNA from Melanotaenia boesemani (Boeseman's rainbowfish), 1633 nucleotides. RefSeq names its product gap junction protein delta 2b (gene gjd2b). The coding region runs from base 390 to 1304 and encodes 304 amino acids. Gene Ontology annotation, cellular component: connexin complex. Gene Ontology annotation, biological process: cell communication. The transcript has 2 exons. NCBI's taxonomy places the organism in Eukaryota, Metazoa, Chordata, Actinopteri, Atheriniformes, Melanotaeniidae. The record is from RefSeq and is a predicted model, not a curated record.